Molecule: messenger RNA, 663 nt
Organism: Fonsecaea multimorphosa CBS 102226
Lineage: Eukaryota; Fungi; Ascomycota; Eurotiomycetes; Chaetothyriales; Herpotrichiellaceae
Exons: 2
Coding region: 1-663 (220 amino acids)
Biological process (GO): mitochondrial electron transport, succinate to ubiquinone; tricarboxylic acid cycle
Cellular component (GO): membrane; mitochondrial envelope
Molecular function (GO): heme binding; ubiquinone binding
Source: RefSeq, a predicted model, not a curated record
AUGGCGGCAGCUUCGAGGACAGCUAUGCUUCGACAAGCACAGCUCCUAUCGACGUCCAAGCGAUUGUUCUCGAGCACUGCCCAACCUCUUCGACCCUUCCGGCCAGCUCCUCUGAUCCCUUCCACAAGACAAUUCCUUUCCCCGCAACUGUCACUUGCUUCUCAGAUUGCGCCCUUCUCCUCAACUGCGCAAAGGAAGAUUCUCCCGGCCGGUCCGCAGGUCAUCAAAGGGGGAGUCAACGACCCUGCGCCCGUACCGAAGCCCGAUCCCCUCCAUGGAAGCUAUCACUGGACAUUUGAACGGAUUCUGUCGGUGGCAUUGGUGCCCUUGACCAUCACACCUUUUGCUGCCGGCUCAGUCAGUCCGAUGCUAGAUGCAGCUUUGAUCUUUGGUAUUUUGAUCCACUCACACGCGGGUUUUCAGUCAAUCAUCAUUGAUUACAUUCCCAUCAACCGUCACCCGACCAUGCGGCGAACCUUUAUGUGGCUAUUGAACCUGGGUACCCUCGUUGUGGCGGUGGGUUUCUACGAGUUCGAAACCAACGAUGUCGGUGUGGUUGAGGCAAUGAAAAGAAUAUGGCACGCAGGUGCGAAUGACGCCACGAUUGGCAAGGCCGAUACAGCGAGUUUGGGUUACGAUGGGAAGCUCAAGAACCUGAAAUAA